ACCAUGCCGUUGCACCGGGAUUAGGCCCUCUAUCUUUGAACUGUCUAGAACACGAACCCUCGUAGCGAUGGCGUAUCGGCAGUGGAUAUUGACACUCGUCUUGGUAGCCCUGUUGGGUUGUGCUGCGGCCUCUUCCAGCGCUGAUGGCAACCGACCCCAGCAACGGCUCAUCGGUGGUGUUCGUGCCCUCCCAGGCGAAUUCCCAUCGAUGGUAUCGAUCCAGCGGCUGGUGCUGAUCCGAGCCAGCCAUGUCUGCGGUGGCAGUGUGCUGAACCAAUUCCACGUCCUGACCGCGGCCGAAUGCUUCUUCUCCAACCCGAACAGCCGCUAUCGGGUGCAGGCGGGCAAAGUGCUGCUCAACAACUUCGAACCCAGCGAACAGACGAUCAACGUGCUCCGGUACACGAUGCACCCGCAGUACGAUGGGUCAGCCAGCCCGUUCAAUAUUGCGAUCGUACGGUUAGCGUCCCCGUUCGGCUACAAUCGGUACAUCACGCCGAUCGUGCUCCCGGCGAUCGAUACCAUCCCGGACGGGAUCGUUAAGUUUGCCGGCUGGGGAUCGACCUCGAGCGGCCUGCUGCCCAGCAUGCCCGAUCAGCUGCAGAUGUUCUACGUUGCGAUCAUGCCGAACGAACAGUGUCAGGUGAUGGUGGGCGGUGCGAUCGGCACUGGGCCUGUGACGGAGCGGAACGUCUGUCUUGGACCGGCCACCGGUGGCAUAGGGGCUUGUGGAGGUGAUGCGGGCGGUGCUGCGAUACAGCAGAUCAAUGGAGUGGACACGAUCGUCGGUAUCGUGUCGUGGCAGCUGUCCCCGUGCGGUCAGGCGGGCAACCCGACAAUCACAACGCGCGUGUCGGCGUUCGUGGAAUGGAUCAACCAAAACUCACAGCUUUAGAUUCAAACCCCGGUGAAUCAAUCCGGAAUAUUUAUAUAUUUUUACAUUCACAAGGCAUUACAAUAAAAAAGCUCGCAUAGUUUCGCAUCGAUUCGA
This is a messenger RNA of Anopheles gambiae (African malaria mosquito), 991 nucleotides long. Its product is annotated as transmembrane protease serine 9. Gene Ontology annotation, molecular function: serine-type endopeptidase activity. Gene Ontology annotation, biological process: proteolysis. The coding region runs from base 68 to 895 and encodes 275 amino acids. The record is from RefSeq and is a predicted model, not a curated record. Lineage: Eukaryota; Metazoa; Arthropoda; Insecta; Diptera; Culicidae. The transcript has 2 exons.